AUGCUUUGCUCCACUUUCUCACACCAACCUCAAAUUCUCACGAUUCAAAAGGAUACACAAAACCUUCAAACAAAUUUCAAUACCCCAUUUGAACUCAAACAAGCACACGCUCUUCUAAUCAAGACUAAUGCUUCUCUCUCCAACCUUCCUCUCACUCGCGUAGCACUCGUUUGUGCUCUCACACCCAGUUUCUCUUACGCCCACCAAAUCCUUCACCGCUCAGAGAUCCCAGAAAUCGUUACAUGGAACACUUGCCUUAAAAUCUUCGCCGAAAGCGAUUCUCCACAACAUGCUAUCUUCCUCUUCCGUCGUUUGCGCCAAAUGGGUACCCUCCCUGAUCAUUUCACCUGCUCCUUCGUUCUCAAGGCAUGUACCCAUUCUUUGGACAUUGUCAAUGGCAGAAUCGUUCAUGGGUAUGUGGAAAAACUUGGGUUUCAAAGUAACUUGAUUUUGCAGAACAUGGUUAUCCACUUGUAUGCUAUGUGUGGGGAAAUGGGUGAUGCACGGCUUCUGUUUGAUAAAAUGACGCAACGAGAUGUUGUUACAUGGAAUAUAAUGAUAAGCCAGUUGAUUAAGGUGGGUGAUGUUGGUGGUGCUUAUGAAUUGUUUUCUUUGAUGCCCCAAAGGAAUGUGCGAUCAUGGACGUCAAUGAUUUCUGGGUUUGUUCAAUGUGGUAAGUCAGAGGAAGCUGUUGAUUUGUUCUUGGAGAUGGAAAGGGAAGGUUUGAAUCCAAAUGUUGUGACAGUGGUGGCUGUUCUUGCUGCUUGUGCUGAUUUGGGUGACUUGGAGUUUGGCAGAAAUGUUCAUUGGCUCGCGAUUCAAAAUGGGUUUCGUGGGAAUGUUCAUGUUUGUAACACUCUGAUUGACAUGUAUGUCAAAUGUGGAUGCAUGGAGGAGGGUUAUAAAGUUUUUGAUGCCAUGCGAGAACGAAGUGUUGUGUCAUGGUCCAUCAUGAUUGCAGGGUUUGCAGUGCAUGGUAAAGGAGAGAAGGCUUUGGAAUUGUAUGGUGAGAUGAUUAGGUCAGGUAUAAAACCAAAUCAUGUGACUUUCACUGGGCUCCUACAUGCUUGCAGUCACAUGGGAUUGGUUGACAAGGGUCGUGAGUUUUUCACUAUCAUGACUCAAGAUUAUGGGAUAGAGCCUAAAAUCGAGCAUUAUGGUUGUUUGAUUGAUCUGUUUAGUCGUGCAGGGCUCUUGAAAGAGGCUCAUGAGGUUAUUUUAAACAUGCCCAUGUCACCUAAUGGAGUCAUUUGGGGGGCUUUGCUUGGUGGAUGCAGGCUUCAUAAGAACACUGAAUUGGCAGAGGAAGCUAUGAGACAUAUUUCUAAAUUGGAUCCGCUCAAUGAUGGAUACUAUGUAGUUCUGUCAAAUAUCUAUGCAGAAGCUGGAAAAUGGGAAGAAGUGGCUAAAAUCAGGAUAUUGAUGAAAAAUAGAGGGGUGAAGAAAACACCCGGAUUCAGUAGAAUCACAAUAGAUGGAGUGGUUCAUGAGUUUGUAGCUGGGGAUGAGACUCAUCCUCAAGCUGAGCAGAUAUUUGAGAUGUGGGCAAAACUACUAGUGAAGAUGAAGGUACAAGGGUAUAUACCAAAUACUUCACUUGUCCUACUUGAUGUGGAGGAUGAACAGAAGGUGAAGUUCCUUUUUCGCCACAGUGAAAAAUUAGCUCUUGUAUAUGGUUUGAUGAACACCAAACCUGGAAUGCCAAUUAGGAUAAUGAAGAAUCUUCGUGUGUGUGAGGAUUGUCAUGUUGCUUUUAAACUACUAUCAGCCAUUGAAAAUCGAGAAAUUGUGCUACGUGAUCGGAAUAGGUUUCAUUGUUUUAAAAAUGGUAUUUGUACUUGCAAGGAUUAUUGGUAGGCAACCAAAAUAACAUUGCAUGUUAAGGGAAAAGUUGAACACUAUCUUAUUCAUACA
Gastrolobium bilobum is the source of this 1914-nucleotide messenger RNA. RefSeq names its product pentatricopeptide repeat-containing protein At4g21065-like. Bases 1 to 1857 code for a protein of 618 amino acids. The record is from RefSeq and is a predicted model, not a curated record. Gene Ontology annotation, molecular function: protein binding; zinc ion binding; RNA binding. Gene Ontology annotation, biological process: RNA modification. The transcript has a single exon. NCBI's taxonomy places the organism in Eukaryota, Viridiplantae, Streptophyta, Magnoliopsida, Fabales, Fabaceae.